Molecule: messenger RNA, 1917 nt
Organism: Alternaria rosae
Lineage: Eukaryota; Fungi; Ascomycota; Dothideomycetes; Pleosporales; Pleosporaceae
Exons: 1
Coding region: 296-1456 (386 amino acids)
Cellular component (GO): nucleus
Molecular function (GO): protein binding
Source: RefSeq, a predicted model, not a curated record
CUGUCAACCAACAGUCACGAUAACGUACCCACCCGCAUACCCAAUUACCCACAAUGGCUUUCCUCCGAUCUUUCAAUUCUGGCAUGAGUAUACGUGACAUACGCAACUGACCCACAGCCCGCGCGACGUUAGCCAUCUGCCCUCUAUUAGACAAAGAGGGGUGUAGUCUCUUCACCGUAUACUCCGUGGACUCGACGAUAGUAUUGCUUUUUGACUCCCAAAGGAGCUUCAACUCGUCCACACGAUUCACUCAUCUGCCGCUUGCCGUGCUGCUAAUCCCAUCGACACUGCUACAAUGGACGCCACCGAAAGCGACUCGUCCAUUCCUAUAGCCAGUGACUCGGUCUUCAGCAUCUCACGCCCUUCUUCCGCCUCCUCGAUACACCCGACCGAUACGCCGAACGACAAAGCGAGCGAUCCCCCAGCGGGCGCACCGAUAUCUCCCCUCUUCCAAGUCCGACAUACACCCACCGCCGGCCGUGCAGUUUUUGCUACGCAGGAUAUACCACAAGGCACAAUAGUGUGGCGCUCAGAAGAUCUUUCCCUCUCAGUUCUGCUACGCGAAUACCGACGUGAGGUGUGUGGGCAAUGUUUCGGAUACGAUUACGGGCGGGAUCUGGAUAUACGGGAUAAGACGGUUGGGUUUGCUUUCUGCUCGGAAACAUGCCAGGAGAAGUGGCGGGAAGAGAACGGCGAGGUCGGAGUUCAGGCAUGGACUGCGGUCGAGACUCUCGUCAAGAAGCGGAGCAAGGAGGAUAGCGACAUGGUGGACACCGACUUACCACGCCCACAGGUCAAGGAAAUUCAGCAGGCGUGGGAGAAUGUCGGUACACAAGCGGCGCUGAUACGGGCUGCACGAGAGAGCGAACAGGCAGCCGGAGUUACUGUCACCAAGCAGCACAAGAAGGCCGUGCAAAAGGCAUUACAGCAGAACAUCACACCCGACGUGAUGAGCUUCUGCGUCAGUGGCCUGGUCUGGCGGUCUCUCCACCCCGACCAAUGGGAACGGGUGGAGGCGCUUGCAGACGACAAGACCCCGUACCACAGCUCCGACGACCUUGGCGCCUUUACAAGAACCUACCUGCACCUCCUCGCUAUCCUGCCGCUUCCGCUGCUCCCGCUAGUUACGGCGGAAUCGCUCAUCACGCUCUCGUCCCGUGAUUCGCACAAUUCCUUCGGCAUCCGCUCCCUUGAGGAUGACGGCUCGGAGUUCUUUGGAUACGGGUGCUGGCCUGCUGCGAGCUACUUCAAUCACUCGUGCGGGCCGAACAUCGAGAAGAGGAGGGAGGGCAGGACGUGGUUCUUUAAGGCUGGGAAGGAUAUUCAGGCCGGGCAGGAGCUGUGCAUCACGUAUCUUAGUGGGGAGGAGAGGAAGCUGAGUCGCGGGAAGAGGAUGUUGAGGCUGAAGAAGACGUGGGGAUUUGAUUGUGGGUGUGUGAGGUGUGAGGCGUUAUAAGUGAAAGUAGUGCAAUAAAUGGUGCGAAUAGAUUGAAAGUUACAGGUGUCACAGCCAGGCAAACACAUGUUCUAUAUGCCUGACAUUGUACAUGCUCUAUUAUUAACUUUGGUUUGCCCGUAAGAUGUGGAGAGAUUGGGUGCGUCAGCUAUGUGUGGACUCGAUUGCGUUUCAGAGCGCUGCCAAGUGCGGGAUGUUGCUGUCUCCGUGCCGGCCGUACCCUGAUCUUCUCACGGCUACCGGCUCACUAGUGACAUUGAGCGCAUACGGCAAACCUUCUUUCACGCACGCAUUUGUCGCAUUGCUCAUUCCAACGUUGACUUGACAUGACGCUGUUUUUCUUGGUGUGACAGGGCGGCCAGCAUGUGUUGCCAUCCGCGCUUGGCCACGUUCAUUAGUCAUGCCACGAGGGUCCAGAUGAUUCCCACGAGGAUAUCGUGGGAAAGGGUCUAUUAGUUAUC